Molecule: messenger RNA, 733 nt
Organism: Symbiodinium sp. CCMP2456
Lineage: Eukaryota; Dinophyceae; Suessiales; Symbiodiniaceae
Source: the annotation of a GenBank genome assembly
AUGACCCACAAUCUCGUGCUGGGACUUCGCACAGCACGCGAAAAUUUGAGAGCAAAACAUGUUCGUGGCGGCGGCCUCUUUGGGAAAGGUCAGGGCGCGCUCCAGCAGGAGCUGCGAACAGCGAAGGGCGAGCUUGCAGAGAAGUCGGAGCGUCUCGUGGCCACAGAAGCAUCUUUGAAAGCAGCAGAGGAGAGGCUGCAAGCACCGGACACCGCCCAGACCAGCCACGUUGCUUCUGAGGAGCUGCAAAAUGCCAAGAAAGAGCUCGCAGAGAAAACCGAGCGUCUCGCGGCCACAGAAGCAUCUUUGAAAGCAGCAGAGGAGAGGCUGCAAGCACCGGACACCGCCCAGACCAGCCACGUUUCAUCUGAGGAGCUGCAAAAUGCCAAGAAAGAGCUCGCAGAGAAAACCGAGCGUCUCCGCGUGACAGAGGCAUCUUUGAAAGCAGCAGAGGAGAAGCGGCAAGCUGCGGAAGCCCAGCUAAAGGCUGCCAAGGCCACCGAGGAGGCCCUGCAAGAACGUGUCAGCGGUCUCCAGCGCUCACUCCAAGCUGCGAGGGGCAAGAGGCAAAAUCGCGUGAACGGGAUCGUGGACAAGUCUCGGGCCAUGCUCGACUGGGUUGCCGAAGAAGAUGCAAAAGGAGACGAAGACGACAAGUCCACUGUGUCCGCGACCAGUACUACAGGACCGGGCACAUCCGCACCAUCCAAGCAGACCGCCACAAGUGCUCCAG